UGUGUGCACCGGGAGAAGUAGGGACAGUAAAGGCAGAUGCAUUCGGAUGCUACUUGAAAAUAGGAAAUCAUCAGCUGUUUAUUGACAGACGGCCUCCACGUUAUUUUUUUUAUUUUUUAUCUUUUUAAGAGUGCCUACGAUGAAAGUCCAGGAAAUGAUUAAGGAGAAGAGCAGCAUGUGGAUAUUUGGAUAUGGCUCCUUAGUGUGGAAACCAGGUUUUUCGUACAAGAAAAGCAAAGUCGGACACAUUAAAGGAUACAAGAGGCGGUUCUGGCAGGGAGAUGAUUUCUAUCGAGGGGAUAAGGAAAAGCCAGGCAGAGUGGUCACACUGGUGGAAGAUCAGGAGGCUUGCACAUGGGGGAUGGCCUACGAAGUGACCGAGUCCCAGAUGGAUGAGUCACUCCAGUACCUAAAUAUGAGAGAGGUUGUUUUGGGGGGUUACGUAACGGAGAUGGUGGAAUUCAUACCCAGGGAGAAGGGUCAGGGUCCGCUGCUGGCCCUUGUUUACAUCGCCACGUCCGACAACCCCAUCUACCUCGGCCCGGCCUCGGACGCCGAGAUUGCCGCCCAGAUUUCCAUGUGCAGCGGCAACACGGGCCGCAACAGCGAAUACCUGAUCAGACUGGCGGAGUUCAUGAGGCUGCGCUGUCCCGAGGCGGAGGACGAGCACCUCUUCUCCAUAGAAGCGGCUGUUUUGAACAUUUUCCGGGACUGUGGAGGGAUUAAAUUCCCCGAACAAGAAGAAUCCCUGCUGGGAGUGAUGUAGAAGAUUGCGCAACGCACUCCAUAUCAUAAAAACUUUGUUUUUCACAUAGCACUACUGGGAAAUGAAGUCCUCUCGCACAAGUUUAAGGACGUUUGGUGCUUAAUAGAGAUUAUGAGGAAGGUUCUCUACUUCUGACCAUCUAUUUUUUUUUCCUUAUUUAAAUACAGUAUGUAAAUUGCACACACCUUACCACAUACUGUAUACAAGCUGAAUCGGGUUACGGUGAUGUUUUCAAAUGUCGUCCUUCUAUUUUUUAAACUCGUGAUGUUUAAACUGUGGUUAUAAAAUGACAUUGUACAUAUUUUUUAAUGUAUUUGAUUAAAAACACAGGAAAUCUGUGUGGGGAAAA
Mugil cephalus (flathead mullet) is the source of this 1115-nucleotide messenger RNA. RefSeq names its product glutathione-specific gamma-glutamylcyclotransferase 1-like. Gene Ontology annotation, biological process: glutathione catabolic process. The record is from RefSeq and is a predicted model, not a curated record. The transcript has 3 exons. Bases 140 to 766 code for a protein of 208 amino acids. NCBI's taxonomy places the organism in Eukaryota, Metazoa, Chordata, Actinopteri, Mugiliformes, Mugilidae. Gene Ontology annotation, cellular component: cytoplasm. Gene Ontology annotation, molecular function: gamma-glutamylcyclotransferase activity; glutathione specific gamma-glutamylcyclotransferase activity.